ACACACACGCACGGAGACACCUCUGCCUUCGCAGGCGGCCGAGGGGCACUUUUGAAAAUUAUUUUCUUUCCACACCCAGCCCGCGUCUGACAUCAUUUCUGCAGGAGGGAGGGCGGGAGCAGCCGCCGCCGCCGCCAGACGGUUGCACCCGGGCGGAGAGCCGCCGCCGGCCCCCGGCAGGCAGAUGACUGUUGCAUUAUUGUCUGCUUAGAUACCAUCUGUGCAACAAAUGAAACUCUGGAAAAAAACUAACCACAAGACAAGAGAGUGCUGUGUGAAGACUGGUACAUUUUACAAUGAAAAUAUUUUGAUGUGGCAUUAUACAAAACCACAAAAUAUCUUCCUUUCCUUCUUCCUUCCUUUCAUUCAAGAAAGGCUCGGUAGAGAGCCAUGAAUGACAUUUCUAGAAGCAGAAUGCGGCUGGUAGAUUCAGAAGAUCUUGAGUCAUGUGGUGGAAUCAGCUCUUUGGAGGAAGUUACCACUUCUGGUUCUUGUUGUGGCUGAAAAGAUUUAUCUUGGACUGAAGUCUCCUCAGCUCAAGGAUGUUGAUUCUUCUGGCUUUCAUUAUUGUGUUUCACAUAACCUCAGCAGCACUGCUGUUCAUCUCAACUAUUGACAAUGCCUGGUGGGUAGGAGAUAAUUUUUCUACAGAUGUCUGGAGAAUGUGUACCACAAACACUAGCACCUGCAGAGCUAUAACUGAUCAGUUCAGAGAGUAUCAAUCAAUUCAGGCUGUUCAGGCCUCCAUGAUCCUCUCUACUAUUUUCUGUUGCGUGGCAUUUCUGGUUUUCAUUCUUCAACUCUUCCGUCUAAAGCAAGGAGAAAGAUUUGUGUUAACCUCUAUUAUCCAGCUCCUGUCAUGUCUGUGUGUUAUGAUUGCAGCUUCCAUUUAUACAGAUAGGCAUGAAGAACUGCACAAGAGCAAUGAAUAUAUCCCUGAAGUUUCUGAAGGCCAAUAUGGCUAUUCCUUCGUCUUAGCCUGGAUUGCAUUUGCCUUUACUCUGAUCAGCGGCAUUAUGUACCUAAUAUUAAGGAAGCGUAAAUAAAUGUCAGCAGCUAGUUAUUUCUGUCACUACAGUACAAAACCAAAUUCCAAUAACCAUUAUGUAUAUAAUCAUUUACAUGGUUUUGUAGUAAAGGUAUUGUUUCUCUAAAAA
Messenger RNA from Cygnus olor (mute swan), 1157 nucleotides. RefSeq names its product epithelial membrane protein 2 (gene EMP2). Lineage: Eukaryota; Metazoa; Chordata; Aves; Anseriformes; Anatidae. The transcript is spliced from 6 exons. Bases 543 to 1046 code for a protein of 167 amino acids. Gene Ontology annotation, cellular component: plasma membrane. The record is from RefSeq and is a predicted model, not a curated record.